Molecule: messenger RNA, 1134 nt
Organism: Clavispora lusitaniae ATCC 42720
Lineage: Eukaryota; Fungi; Ascomycota; Pichiomycetes; Serinales; Metschnikowiaceae
Biological process (GO): biosynthetic process
Molecular function (GO): catalytic activity; pyridoxal phosphate binding
Source: RefSeq, a predicted model, not a curated record
AUGAAGCAAGAGCCGUUUGCUGUUGAGCAGUUUAUGGACAAAUACGAAUCGGACAUCACAUAUAACUUGGGGGAAACAUGUGUGGAAUCAAUCUCCAUAAAUGAUCUUCUUCAGAAUGUGCUGCCAGCCGAGAAAGAUAACUUUGUUUCCAAUUUGCUAGCUUCAAAGCUCACAUAUGGCCAUAUUCGUGGCUCUCCUGAAUUGAGAGACAAAAUUGCACAAUUGUAUGGCGAUUCUAGUAUUACCAGAGAACACGUUAUCAUCACAAACGGUGCAAUCGGUGCUAACUUUUUGGCAUUUUAUGCUAUGGUCAAUCCAGGGGAUCAUAUCAUUGUUGUUGACCCUACAUACCAGCAGUUGUCUUCCGUUCCAGUUAUGUUUGGUGCUAUCGUCGACAAACUUAUUGUUGAGCCUUCUACUGGAUAUUUGCCAGAUUUAAAGUGGCUCGAAAGUACAAUAUCCCAGAAUAAGACAAAAAUGUUGGUCAUCAACAAUCCAAACAAUCCUACAGGUUACGUAUGGGAUGAUUCGACUUUGCAAGCAAUUAUAGCAAUCUGUCAGAGGCACUGUGUCACCUUGUAUUCUGAUGAAGUUUAUCGACCCCUUUUCCAUACUGGUAGUCCAGCUUCUUCCGCAGUAACACUUGCAGAGGAUGGUGUUAUUGUUUCAGGAUCCAUGUCCAAGGCAUUCUCACUAGCUGGGUUACGCUUAGGCUGGCUUGUAACUCGGAACAAACUGGCAUUGAACGCCUUUUAUGAAAAAAGAGAUUAUAACACAAUCUCUGUGCUGGUUUUAGAUGAUGCAUGUGCAUUAUUAGCUUUGCAAAAUGCAGAUAAACUCCUUCUCAGGAAUCACAACAUUUGUGAGAAAAAUCUUUCCAUGAUAAGAAACUUUGUCAAACAUAACAAUGAUAAGGUGCUGUGGAUAGAACCAAGGGGAGGAUCAACUUGUUUCUUGCGUUUGAACAAUUAUGAAACUACUAUGGAACUCGCUCAAACUCUUGCCGUAACCCUGAAGGUUUUGGUGGUUCCCGGUGAGGUUUUCGGGUAUCCGGGGUGGAUCCGUGUAGGCUUUGGAAAUUCGACGUCUGAUGUCGAAGGAGGAUUAGCAAUUCUAAGUAAACAUUUGCAAUGA